Mugil cephalus (flathead mullet) is the source of this 2584-nucleotide messenger RNA. RefSeq names its product EF-hand and coiled-coil domain containing 1 (gene efcc1). The coding region runs from base 58 to 1956 and encodes 632 amino acids. The transcript has 8 exons. Gene Ontology annotation, molecular function: calcium ion binding. The record is from RefSeq and is a predicted model, not a curated record. Lineage: Eukaryota; Metazoa; Chordata; Actinopteri; Mugiliformes; Mugilidae.
CAAGGAGAAACAAACAACUCUGUUCGGUUUGUGGAAAUAUGAUGCUGUUCAGAACAAAUGAUGGAUGCCCUAGACUCCUUUGAUCCUUACAGCCGACCAGCGCGCAGGACGCAAUGGAUCGUCAGCACUCUGGCUUACCAUUACGGACUGGACCGGGGGGUGGAAAACGAAAUUAUAGUUUUGGCCACCGGACUGGACCAAUAUCUGCAGGAGAUUUUCCACCAUAUGGACUAUCAAGGAGGAGGCAAAAUCCCCGUGGACGACUUCAACAUCUUGUGUGAAGUUCUGGGGCUGAACAAAGAGUCGGAGGACACGGAAUGCACCGGCGUGCUGGAAAACUUACCCAGCGAGCUCAGCUUCAGACACUUCCACGCCAAACUGUGCGGGUACUUCAGCACCAAAGCCGGGUGCCAGUAUGAGAACGGCCGGCUGCUGGUCGGGAAGGACAGCGAGCACAUAGAGACUCAGAUCCGCCUGAGGAGCCCCUUGAAGCGGCGAGAGAAGCUGCUGUCCGUGGGAGCGAGCGGCGGCUCCUCUCCGUCUCCGGAGGGACGGCACGCCUCCGGCUGCAGGCACGGCUCCUGCACCAGGGAGUGCUACGAGGAGAUCGUGGCCCUGGAGGAAGCGGAGGACCGGAUAACCAAGCUGGAAGAUGAGAACGCAAGUUUGAGGGAGCUGAUUGAGGACAUGCGAGCCGCGCUCCAGAGCAGCGACGCCCGCUGCUUGGCUUUGCAGGUUGGACUGUGGAAGAGCCAUUCCAAACAUAAACCAGAAGAAGGCUGUUUUGUCGCCCGCCAGAAACAAGCCGCCCAGAAAAGUGCGGCCACCAGCAACCUGAAGAGCCUGCAGAACAUUAUCCACGAGAUAGAACUGUUGCGUAGCUCUAAGGACCGCCAGGUGGAGGAGGCCAUGCUGUGUAAUCAGAGACUGGAGCAGGAACUGUGGAGCUCUAAAGAGGCCGUGACCGCUCUGGAGGACUGCAACCGGGUCCUGAAGAAGGAGCAGGUGGUGAUGAGGAGAAGGGUGGAGGAGGCCCGGCAGGCGCUGCUCAGCGGUCUGGGUAAAGUGAAGGAACUGGAAGCCAAGGCCAGACACGUGCCAGCACUGCAGAGACACGUCCUCCAGCUGGAAUCAGAGCUCCUCUACUACAGGUCAGAAGUGUCAAAACUACGACUCCCAGGCAGCGCCGGGACGGAGCAGCAGAUGAGCGUCAGCGGCCGGCCGGGCCAGAGGUGCUGCUUGGACACUCAGCACGACCGCUGUUCCCCGACAGGACGCGCGGUGACAACCCCGGACAAGAUGGAGGAGCAGCUGUUUCGCUCAGUGGAGGGCCAGGCCGCCUCGGACGAAGAAGAGGACAAGUGGACGGGGGAUCAACAGAAGCAGGUGGACGAGGUGAAGAGGAUCUUGACCAGACUGUCGUGUUGUGGGGAAAGGUGUGACGACAGGGCAUUCAAGAAGCUCAUGUCUCACUUCGGGAGCUCGAGGAGCGAGGAGAGCUGCAGCGCCGUGCUGGAGCUCCUGGAGAGAGUGACCAGGCUGCACAAGCAGCUGGAGCUGAAGGAGAGCCAAGCAGAGAUAGACAUGGACCAGAUGAAGGACUCCCUAAUGCAGGAGCUGCAGCAGAAGGCCGAGGAGACGGAGCUGCUCCAGCUGGAGCUGCAGAUGCUGGAGACGGAGAGGGUUCGCCUGUCGCUGGUGGAGGAGAAGCUCGUGGACAUCCUGCAGCUCCUCCAGCAGCUCAGAGACCUGAACGUCUCUCGGAGGUCUCUCGGGAAAAUCUUGCUCAGCACUUUGGAGUCUUGCAGCGACCCACAGCACGGCAAGGCCCACAUUCUGGAGGUGCUCAACGCGCUCUAUCACGAACUGGCUGCUUGUGAGAUACUGUCUGCUGGUGGACCUUUGGAGAGGACACAGAGUCAGCAGUCCCUCAAUGCCCUAAUCAUCUCCUGCUAAACCAGACUGCCUCCUGACGCAUUGUUCCCGUGUCAGGAAAACCCAACAGUUGUCCAAAAUCAAGCUAAUUGAUGUGUAUAGUGUAUCAUAUUGUAUCUUAUAUCCUCCUCCUAACCUAUUAUCUGUUAAAGGAUGUUAGUCUCGAGUUAUUGUAGAGCGUUAUUAAAUACAAAUGAAGUUUUUUAGUCAUAUAUAUUUUGUUGCACAAACAUUUUGAUGGAUUCCUUUUUACAUAUUUUUUUGUUGUUUUUUUCACAAAAGCUAAUGUGAAAAAUGUUGAAAUAAGCUCAAUUGUAAAGUGCUCUGUGAAAUGUAUAGACAUCUCUCAGCAGGUGAACAACACUCCUGGAUUAUUGGAACCGAAAGAAACCCACAUCUCAGUCUACGAGCCUGCGUUUCAGAUGGAAAGGCUACGUUAGACCAGUUCUGCCGGAGGCCACAUUUGGUGUGUACCUUCGGUUCACGGUUCUUUCCGGUGGUCCUCGUUAACUGGAAGUAUCAUGCGACCAUCAACAGAUUUAUAUAUGCUCUAUCUGGCUGAGGUGUUAAUUUGUCGCUGUCUAAUGCAUCACAUGAACUGAACCAAUAAAAAAAAAGCCACUGCAAAUUUGUAAAUACUGAAAGUAAA